Molecule: messenger RNA, 940 nt
Organism: Hemiscyllium ocellatum (epaulette shark)
Lineage: Eukaryota; Metazoa; Chordata; Chondrichthyes; Orectolobiformes; Hemiscylliidae
Product: dual specificity protein phosphatase 13A-like
Exons: 3
Coding region: 66-638 (190 amino acids)
Biological process (GO): negative regulation of MAPK cascade; protein dephosphorylation
Cellular component (GO): cytoplasm
Molecular function (GO): MAP kinase phosphatase activity; protein tyrosine/serine/threonine phosphatase activity
Source: RefSeq, a predicted model, not a curated record
UCCACACAGUCAACCGGGAGCAGUCUUUCAGAACCACAGAGGUAACUAUUCAAUCUGAGAUCGUAAUGUCAAAGGAGGCAACUCAAUCCAAUUUUUCUAUGAAUUCCAGCGCAAAUGCCAACACACCCACAGUCAUGGAGCUGGAGGAAAUCUUACGUCAGAACAGGGUUCCGCUCAGUCGUAUUGACGAGGUCUGGCCUAACCUAUACAUAGGAGAUAUGACAAUAGCUCAUGACAGAUUUCACCUUUGGAAGUUGGGUAUCACUCAUGUGUUAAACACUGCACACAAACAGAUUGCGUCCAGUGGAUGCCAAGAUUUCUAUGGUACCAGUAUGGAUUAUUAUGGUAUAGCUGCUCGUGAUGUUCCAAAUUUUGACAUUGCUGCCUAUUUCUAUUCUGCAAGUGACUAUAUACAUAAGGCAGUGGAUAUAUUGGGAGGGAAGAUCUAUGUCCACUGUGCUUUUGGGUACAGCAGGUCAGCCUCCUUAGUGCUGGCCUACCUAAUGAUUUAUCAUCACCUUUCUCUGCUCGAUGCAGUGAAAACAGUGGCUUCUCGACGACGGAUAUUUCCCAAUCGAGGUUUUUUAAAGCAGUUACGGAGGUUCGACAUAAAAUUACAACAAGAAAGAAUUGUUUGAGUUUUUUCCAUCUAUUGAAACCGAAAUGUGGCUUUUUGAUAAUGAUAAUAUUUAUCAAUAUCUUUGUAUAGUAUGGUUCACGCUCACUAUUAUAACCCAGCAGCUAGAAGAAUUUGAAAUCACACCACAUUAUCGGCAAAGAUACCACAAUUAGAUUCUUAUCUCAGUCAAAAUGAACUUGUACCUGAUUUGUAAAUGUUUCUGCUUUUUAUUUCAUCACUACCUGAGCAACACAACACAAAAUGGCCUGUGUCAACAUCAAUUUUGCAGCAUUAUCAUAUCCAAGACCUUGUAGUUAUACA